AUGUCUCACAAAAUUGGACAGAAGCUGAAUGUCUUCAGACAAUCGGCAGGUCCGCUUCUUUUUCACGAUAUUCGACCAAGCGCCAAUAUAGGCCUUGCAAUCCGGUUCAGACGAGUGUUCAUACCGCAAAUCCCGUUUCAAUCGGAAAACUUUCACAGCUCUCAAUUCGGACAUCAAUCGAAGGUCAACAAGAAGGUUGCUUCCGGUAGUUUGCUACUGCUAGGGCUAUCUUCAAAUUCCGCAGUCGAGAACGGAGCAACUCGCGCAGUUUCCAGCGGCGGCAAGAAGACGACAUGUACACGAGAAAUACAUCAUCAUUGCAGGCAAGGGGUACUAACCAGUGCUUCGCGACAUCUUUGGAAACGUGCAUUGCAUACAAAACAAGAUGCAUUGGCUGAAAAGUCUAGCAACGACUUAAGCAACGAAAAAGACCCCAAGCAACAACAAUUCAAAGUGGAUAACGAGGAGCAUCCAUUGCUCAGCCGACAGAUUCGUGAACGCUUGCCUAAUUUCCAUCAGUUCCACCAUCAAUUUCAUCGACCAACAAAGGAAGAAUUAUUAGCUGCGGCAACCGGUUUCUGGUCGAGAUUACGGAUUAGGUUCAAGUGGUUUUCUAUAAGAAGCGUUCGCCCGUUCAAUUUUGACGAGAUAAGUGCACUUUUCUCGUGGGUUCUUUUGGGUCAUCUCCUCUGGGUCAUCCUGGGGACAACAACUUUUUUUUCUCUUCUUAUUCUUGCAAUAAAUACUGUUUUUGCCCAAGAAACCCUGGCUCGUUGGGUUGGAAAUUACCUUACAUCAUCCUCUGGGGUGCAGGUUGUUUUCGAGUCUGCUAUUGUACCGAAAUGGCGAGACGGCGUCAUUACUUUCAAGAAUGUUUUUGUUUCUCGCAGGCCAGGCCAUGGUGAUGGACAUGUGAGCAAGGGCUCCUCAAAAACUGCCGCUGCAGCGGCUGCUGCUGCCGCAGCUUUGCACGGCACGAAACAAUCCGAUUUGAACGACACGAGCUACGAAGAAGACACGAAUUAUACACAGUUUGACGUUUCCAUUGACACGAUCAAUGUGACACUAUCUUUCACCAAAUGGUUCAACGGCAAGGGCCUCCUCCGGGAUGUGGAAGUGAAAGGAGUUAGGGGUGUUAUUGAUCGUACCCAUGUCGAGUGGACGGGCGACUAUUCCGAUCCGAAAUCAUACCGCCACGAACACAGUCCGGGAGAUUUCGAGAUCGACUCAUUCAAAAUGGAGGACCUUCUUGUCACAGUCUACCAACCGAAUAAUUUUAGACCUUUUGCCGUCAGCAUUUUUUCGUGCGAUCUCCCUCAACUUAGAAAACAAUGGCUUUUCUAUGACUUUCUAUCCGCAAAUAUGAUGUCAGGCUCCUUCGACAACUCGCUAUUCACAAUUCAUCCUCGCCAGACCCAUAAUUUCACUGGGGCCCAGUUGACCGAUAGAGGAGAAGAUGCCAAGGAAAGCCUUUGGAAAAAGCAGAGCAGAAUUCGAAUAGAUGGUCUUAGCAUUGAUCACUUGAACCGUGGGGUUGAGGGCCCGUUUUCCUGGAUACAUGAAGGCGACGUUGAUAUCGUCGCCGAUAUAAUGUUGCCCGCAGAUGACACGGAAAGCCUGGCAAAAUUUGUCUCUGACUUUUAUGACCGAUUUGAAGCCACUGUGACUUCGCACAAACAUUCUCUUCAAGAAGAUGAUUAUUUACAAGAGACUACCACGCCGGAUGUCCCCUCUGUCGCAGAUGAAAACGAUACCCGAUUUUUCAUUACUGAUUUGCGUAUCCAUCUGACAAAUGUGCGAGCAGUCGUUCCGUUGUUCACCAAAGAUCUCUCGUACAUCAACAAUGCUCUUAUCCGACCGAUAGUAGCAUAUAUUAACUCCCGACACACAUUUAUUCCUAUACAUUGUCGACUUGUAAAGAGACUCAGCGAUUUUGACGGAAGCUGGACUGUCUUUGACAGUGGCUUGAUGGACGAUCUUUCUGCUGCGACAUAUGAUGCGUUCGCCACGGAUGUGAUGGACGAACAGGCACGCAUGCGACGUUUCAAGAAAGUCGGCUUAUGGUCGUUGCAACUGGCAGCGCAGGCCAUCUUCCUGGGAAUGGCUGGGAAUAUUGUUUGA
Molecule: messenger RNA, 2121 nt
Organism: Talaromyces atroroseus
Lineage: Eukaryota; Fungi; Ascomycota; Eurotiomycetes; Eurotiales; Trichocomaceae
Exons: 3
Coding region: 1-2121 (706 amino acids)
Biological process (GO): mitochondrion inheritance
Cellular component (GO): mitochondrial inner membrane
Source: RefSeq, a predicted model, not a curated record